This is a messenger RNA of Sapajus apella (tufted capuchin), 7315 nucleotides long. RefSeq names its product phosphatidylinositol glycan anchor biosynthesis class Z (gene PIGZ). Bases 4895 to 6541 code for a protein of 548 amino acids. The transcript is spliced from 3 exons. The record is from RefSeq and is a predicted model, not a curated record. Gene Ontology annotation, molecular function: alpha-1,2-mannosyltransferase activity. Gene Ontology annotation, biological process: GPI anchor biosynthetic process. Gene Ontology annotation, cellular component: endoplasmic reticulum membrane. NCBI's taxonomy places the organism in Eukaryota, Metazoa, Chordata, Mammalia, Primates, Cebidae.
GCGCAGCCCCAGCGGGCCCAGAAGAGCCGGUGCCGGGAGGGCGAGGGGAGCACAGUCGGCUCCGUCCCCACCUUGCGCACAGCCGGGAGACCAGCAGGCCCAGCCUCUGGGGAGGACAGCAGGGGAACCGGGGGCCCCCACGUUCUAGCGGGCACCUGUCCCUAGGCCGCGGUCCGCUGGCUUGGAGCACUCACCUGCUCCGGACCUACGGGGACGGGGGCAACGGUGACAUUUGCCCAAGAAGGGCAGCCGUGGGUAAACUCCACUCCAAAGCACGGCUCUGGGCCCAGGCUGAGGCCUAGGGUUGAAUCCACUUGUGCUGGCGGCUGGUGUUCUCCGGGAGGCCCAUAAUCGCACUGGGUCUCAGUUUCCCCAGGUAUUCCCCCUAGGAGAAUGCCCCCUCAACAGGGCAAGAGUUGGAAAGCGCUGGGCCGGACGCCGAGAAGAAUCUCAGCUCCCGGCCUUGGGGGCAGCACUUCGGGACAGGCCUGCCCUCCCAGGAUGAGAGGAUGGCCUCCUGGCCAGGGGACGCAUGGGGGCGUGGACAAGGCAAAGGUGACCCUGCCAGGGAGCACCCAGCGCUCGGGUUGGUAGUCAUGGGGCCUUUGCGUGGGACUCACAGUGUGGCGGGGAAAGUUCGGUAAUGACGACAUUUCUCACCAGUCCUCAAAAGCCAUUCUCAGCCCCAGACACCUUGGCCUCGGAAAACGGAACCGCUUUCAAAAUUAACACCCCCAUUUCCUGCUACAGAGAGGAACCCCCAUUUUGCAGAGGCGCACUGCGAGGUCGCGGGUGGUUAAAUGGUGCGCCCUUGUUGAUGAAGAUGCCUUGCUCUCUUUCACUCUCUUUAUGUGUGUUUAAUGUUGUGUGUUGCGUUCUCUGUUGAGCGAAGGAUAAACACGGGCCUUUUCAGGCAACCGGCGGAAUAAGGCGGCCAGCAUCGGAUUUUCCCAUGCGUCAAGGUGGAGCACCCUGCAGGGCUUACUGCAGGCCCCAGAGUCAAAAUGAGGAUGCAAUGCUACACCAAAAGGCAAAUGUACUCUGGGGAGCCACUCUCACCCUCUACCCCUGGGGUAGAGCCCUAGGAUUGGAGGACUGGAGGACUGGAACAAGAUCUUAGUCCUGAGGGCCGUUGAAGCAGCCUUUAGUGGUUGCGCAGGGGCCCCACUUUUCCCGAAGUCUUAAAACCUGCUCCAAAUGCCAGAUCCGGAGAAAGGGGCCGAACCUUGGGCCCGCCGCCCUCUCUUGUAAGCCGCGCCCCAACAGCUUGGUAAGGAUGCUUACAUAUGAAGGUAGGGACCUUUCUUGGAAUGAGCCACAAGCGAUGGUUUUGCCAUUCCGGACGGUGCUGGUUCACUCCGUCCCCGGAGCCGACACGGUUCUGCGCACACGCUGGGCGCCGGAGAAACAUGGAGCACUAAACGCCUGCCCAGGCACUCGGAUUCAGCGAGCUUGACCGGUGUCCCCAUCACCCGCCGCUGGCCAGAGCAGUCUUUCCUACUCCCUUCCCUCCGCUCCUCCCGCCCUACACAUGUGCUACCUUUCCCCGCCUCCCCCACGCGCCCAGCACAGUGGUUUCUGCUUGGCUGUUCCCUUGUCUCCGAGAUGGUCUCUUCCCUCCUGCUUGCCUUACACAUUCUCCCACACACGAGCGCGGGAUGCUCCUGUCGAUGUGGUUGUCAACGCUGGCUCCCCUGCCCAAUCUCCGCGACUCAGCGCUGUCCCUUCACUCUAAAGCCGCUCGCGAGCCCUCCUGGGGACCGACCACCAGGAGGCUGCUGGAGAUGCAAGAUUUGGACCAGCACCUGACUGGCACCCUGACAGAUCUCUCUGAAUAAAUGAAUGAAUGAGCAGGCUGCAUCCUGAUUAGGUUAAGGUGAGUCGCCAUGCUUGGCUUUGGCUCCACCCCCUGGGAUGAAAGAUGAGAGGCGGCCACUUGGACAGCUCCUUCAUUGGGGUCUCAGACUGGGAAGCCGGCGGCGGGCGGGUGUUGUUCCACAGAGCUCCUACAUUUGUUAUAGUCGAUGACCCACUAUGUUGCCACCUUCUCCCAAGGACCUCCUGCUCCGUCCUUGACCGAUGGGCCGCAGUGGGCCUUCCCAAGCUGGACUCAAGCCCUGAGAUGACUCUCAAAAGGAUUCCAGGCCUGGGAGACCUCAGCCAAACGAGGCAGAGAAACAGUCAGACAACUGUCAAUGCAUGGUGCCUGUAGAGUUUUGCACAGGGUCCUUCAGAAGGAGGGUUAGGGAAGCCUUCUUGGGGGUCAUGGCAGUUAAGCAAAAUGGAUAACAAAAUCAACCACUAUGUCUGCCUGUUUUCUUCAUUUCAUCUUCACAACAGCCCUGAGAUGGGUGCUCUUUUUAUAACUGGGGUAUACGUUGGGGUUCAGAGAGAUUAAGUGCUCUUUCACCAUGAACAAGUGACAGAGCAAGGACUUGAACCCAGUUUACUUGAUGCCACCGCUGGUCUUAACCUCCAUGUUAUUAGCAUAUUGGGCAAGUGAAACCACAUUAGCCAAGAAGCUGGGGUGAGAAACAGCACAGUAUAGAGGAGAGGACUGCAGAAAGGCAUGAUGUUUCUGGAGCACAGAAUUCUACUCAUGAAGACAUGAGUGGAGGCAGGAGGGGACACUGGAAGCCAUGGAGGGCCUUGUCAGCUGCCAAGACCAGUUCGGUCACAGACACCCCAACCCAGGCGGCACUGAAGGAAUUAAGAAACAGACACAAAGAGCAAAAGGUGGGGCAUCGGGGGCUUCAGCCUUCCCAGCUGAGAGCCUUGAACAGAGUUUGACCCACAUAUUUAUUGACAGCAAGCAAGUGAUAAUCAUCAUUACUGCAGUUUAUAGAUUAACUAAAAUCAUUCUUCACAGGAACAAAGCAUUCUUUCCUAGUGGCGAUAAACAGGCUCUGAUGCAUAUGUCUACUGCAACUGGAACACAUUUUCAGGGCACCAGUUCUGGAAUGCCUUUAACUGGUCUUCCACCCAGGAAGGGUCAGGUAUUUCUUUCCCUCGCUCCAGUAAACCAACAACCUCCAGCAAUGUGCAUCACUGCCAUCAUAAGUAUGUUACAGUGCUAUAGACAUUUUGUUUGUGGCCAGUUGCUUUAAGGCCUGUUGCCAGCAAUAAACCACAAUAAGUAAUGUGGACCUGGUCCUGAUGGUGGUGAGGGGAUGGCCCCCGAUCCAGAGGUUUAUCGCAAGGGAGCGAUUCAACCUCUGUCUGCCACAGUCAGGAGGAAGGAUGCAGUGAGAGAGGGAAAGUGGAGAGGUGGGUGGUGGGUGCAGUCUACUCCAGGUCAUGCUUCUUAACAUGUUUCUCAUUAUGUAUACACAGAAAAAGAUUCCUGUUGUAUGACACACUGGUUGACAAAGGAGGGGGGCUGUUUGCAGGUGGAAACAACCAACCCAGGGUCUCUAGCCAUGCGAAGAUUCUGCACAGCCAGCCCUGAGGCUGAGAAAUCCCAGGCACAUGCACACCAGUCACAGCAUACCUGGACGCAGAUAAUGAUAGUGGAGAAUGAACAAGAGCUGGGUUCAAGGAAUAAUUAGCAAGCAAACUUGGCAUUACAUAGUGAAGGGACAAAGGAAAAGGGAGAUAGCACCUGCAUUUCACCAGGGGAUUCUGGACUAAAUUGGGUAAAUUAUAUGAUACGGUUUUGCUUUGUGUCCCUGCCCAAAUCUCAUCUUGAAUUGUAAUCCCCAGGUGUUGAGGGAGACACCUGGUGGGAGGUGAUCGGAUCAUAGGGCAGUUUCCCCCAAGCUGUUAUCAUGACAGUGAGGGAGUUCUCAUGAGAUCUGAUGGUUUCAUGAGCAUCCAUCUUUUCCUCCACCCACACUCUCUCCUGCCACCUUGUGAAGAAGGUGCCUACUUCUCCUUCUGCUAUAAGUUUCCUGAAGCCUCCCCAGCAAUGUAGAACUGUGAGUCAAUUAAACCUUUUUUAUUUAGAAAUUACCCAGUCUUGGGUAGUUCUUUAUAGCAGUGUGAGAACAGAUUAAUACAGUAAAUUGGUACCAGAAGUUUAGCACACAAAUACAUGGUAGUUCCCUCAUUGCUGCAGGGAACAUGGGGACAGAGCUGUUUCCAGGGAAGAUGAUGAGUUCUGUUUGGCUGCCAUGUGUCUGAAUUAGGUUCAGAAGCCUAACAGGCAGUGGAGCAGGGCAUAGGGGUCAGACAGACUGGGUCCAACUUCUAGUUUCACCAACUUAUUAGUUCUGCUAACUUGGGCAAAAAACCUGUUUAUUUGUCUGUAAGACAGGAAUAAGAAUAGGUUUGCAGAGCCUGAGGUGGGAGAAUUGCUAAAGCCUGGGAAGCAGAGGUUGCAGUGAGCUGAGAUCACACCACUGCACUCUAGCCUGGGUGACAGAGUGAGACACUGUCUUAAAAAAAAAGUGGGUGGUGGGGGGAUAGGGUUAUAAAGUUGUGAUAAUUAAAUAAGAUGAGGUACAGAGCCUGGAAGGUAAUAUGCACCUAAUAAAUGUCAGUACUAUUAUUAUUGUUAUAUUGUUUCUUAUUAAUAUCAGUAAAUCUGAAGCUCAGAAAAGAAGCAAUUUCAGAAGUCAUAAAGUAGAAACUGAAACCAUAAGAAUAAAUGAGAUGAUCCAGAAAGAGUGUGUUUGGAGGAUAUUGAAGACCAGGAGUAUUGACAUUUAAGGGGUGGGCGGAGGAAGAGGGGCCUAAGAACAAAUGGCCAGGGGAUGAGAGCCUGUGGAAGUCACAUGUAGCAACCACACAGCUGAUCCUCUGCCUCCUUUCUCCUUCCUAACAGAACCUGUUGUUAGGGUAAGCACCCACAGUCCCAGUUCCAACACCAGAGACGCAGAUCUGUGGAUCCAACGUAGCAUCUGUAGCAGCUGGGACAUUUUCCAGGUUUUGGGCGCAGUAGUCGGAUCUGAAGAUGGCAGUCAGGGUGCUUUGGGGUGGCCUCAGCCUGCUCCGAGUGCUGUGGUGUCUCCUUCCACAGACAGGCUAUGUGCACCCAGAUGAGUUCUUCCAGUCACCUGAGGUCAUGGCAGAGGACAUCCUGGGCAUUCAGGCCACCAGGCCCUGGGAGUUUUACCCCAGCAGCUCCUGCCGCACGGUGGUCUUCCCCCUGCUGAUCUCUGGCUCUACCUUCUGGCUGCUCAGGCUCUGGGAAGAGCUAGGCCUGUGGCCUGGCCUGGUGAGUGGCUAUGUGCUGCUAGUGGGGCCCCGACUCCUCCUCACUGCCCUCUCCUUUGCCCUGGAUGGGGCGGUGUACCACCUGGCCCCACUGUGGGGGGCAGAUCGCUGGAACGCCCUGGUCCUGCUGUCUGGUUCCUACGUCACCCUGGUCUUCUACACAAGGACCUUCUCCAAUACCAUCGAGGGACUGCUCUUGGCGUGGCUGCUGGUGCUGGUAUCCUCCCAUGUUAUGUGGGGCCCCACACCCAAGGAGCCUGCGCCGGGUCGGUGGUGGCACAACUGGCUUCUUGGAGCCAUCAUGGCUGCUGGCUUCUUCAACCGGCCCACCUUUCCGGCCUUUGCUGUGGUCCCGCUCUACCUCUGGGGCACUCGUGGAGCCACAAACCCUGGCUUGAAGUCCCUGACCCGAGAGGCUCUGGUGCUGCUGCCAGGGGCGGUCCUCACAGCAGCGGUGUUCGUGGCCACGGACAGCUGGUAUUUCUCCAGCCCCACUACAUCCAGUACCCUUGUCCUUACACCUGUCAACUUCUUACACUACAACCUGAAUCCCCAAAACCUGGCAAGGCAUGGCACACAUGUGCGGCUCACUCACCUGGCAGUCAACGGCUUCCUGCUCUUCGGGAUGCUGCAUGCCCAGGCCCUGCAAGCCGCGUGGCAGCAGCUGCAAGUCUGCCUUCCGGCCUGUGCACAGAGGAGCCUUCUGAGGGCGCAGCGUGCCCGGAGUCUGCUGUCCAGCCCCAGGUUGUAUCUCCUUCUCCUCUACUUCACGCCCCUGGUCCUGCUGUCUGCCUUUAGCCACCAGGAGGCUCGGUUCCUGAUUCCCCUCCUGGUCCCCCUAGUCCUGCUUUGUAGUCCACAGACCCAACCUGUGCCUUGGAAGGGUACCGUGGUCCUCUUCAAUGCCCUCGGUGCCUUCUUCUUUGGCUGCCUACAUCAGGGGGGCCUGGUGCCCGGCCUAGAGUACCUGGAGCAAGUGGUCCACGCCCCUGUGCUCCCAAGCGUGCCUACCCACUACACACUCCUCUUCACCCACACCUACAUGCCUCCCCGGCACCUCCUUCACCUCCCAGGCCUGGGGGCACCAGUGGAGGUGGUGGACAUGGGUGGGACUGAGGACCGUGCCCUGUGCCAAGCCCUGAAAAGCUUUACCAGACAACCAGUCUGCCAAGUGGCCGGUGGGCCGUGGCUCUGCCGCCUCUUUGUGGUGACCCCUGGCACCACCAGGCGUGCCGUGGAGAAGUGCAGCUUUCCCCUCAAGAAUGAGACUCUUUUAUUUCCCCAUCUGACCCUGGAGGAUCCACCAGCCCUGUCCUCCUUGCUGAGUGGGGCUUGGAGGGACCACCUCAGUCUUCACAUCAUGGAGCUGGGGGAAGAAGCCUGACAACAUGGCAGAGCAGCCGCUGCCCAAGGUUCAGCCAGAGAAGAUGCCGCUCCACCUUCUACUUGGGUAGCUGGGCUGGGACACUGGGACAGAGCCCUGGUUCUCCUUCACAACUCUCACUGCUGCCUUUCCUGGGCAUGGCCAUUGGCUGUUCUGCCUUCUGGGUGAGCUGGCACUCUUCUCCCUGUGACCAAAGAUCUGACCUGUCAGUCUUGAUGUCAAGGUCCCCAAAGAACCUGGUGUAAGCGAUGGCACCUGUUUCUACCCUAUUGCUUCCAGCCACUGUGAUGUCUGAAAAAUAUAAUAGCACCUGGUUGUGAAAAAAAACAAUGAACUGCUAGUGACAUUCCUGAAUUGCCGCUCCCAAACUUUCCAUGAUGCCUUACCUCUUGCUGUCAUGACAACCCUCUGGCUUCCUAAGACUGAUCUGGCUAUCCAAAUACAUGGAAGUCAGUGUGAUGAAGUUUAGAGAACGGACGGUCCAGAUCCAGGGGACCCAAGCGCUAGUCCCUUGGUCUGUUACUCACUGUGAGUGGAAGGGAAAGUCCCUUCCACUCACCUGCCCCUUCCCAAUGUGUUGACAUCAGAGGAUCUUUGAGGUGUCUGCCAGCUAACAUCGUGUCAUUCCUGGAGUCCACAGGCACAUCUCUCACAAAGCUCUUUAAGCACGGAAGUGGGGGUUGUGUUGUACUUCAUGGCACCCUGAUGCCUGCUGUCUCAGUGUUUGGUUAUUAUGCAAACAAGUGAUGUUUGAAAUAUAUAAUAGCACCUAGA